Molecule: messenger RNA, 1859 nt
Organism: Cladocopium goreaui
Lineage: Eukaryota; Dinophyceae; Suessiales; Symbiodiniaceae
Source: the annotation of a GenBank genome assembly
UCCCGCAUUACGGAAUGGCCAUGUCCCGGAAAGAACGGGAGCUACGGGUCGCCUGCGGAAGGUCCCUUGGCAAUGGCAAUCCUCGACCUUGCGAUCAUCCAACAUUUGUUUUUUUGGCAGGUGCCCAGACGUAUUGGCCUCAGGGCAGGUCUUUGGACGAAGUCUAUACAAAGAACAGUGCGGUACAGGGUUGCGGGGCUUUAGCCAAUCGUUGAACAAAUGCACGGACCAUUUUUUGGAAGUGAUCUGGAAGAGAGAUUGUUUGCGGCCGUCAAGGCGCACGAUCGCAUAUUCAGAUAGAUGUUAUUGGAGAAUGUUGGAUGUGUAAGAUGUGGGAGUGUUGCUGGCAGAUUUUUGUUCUGGGAUACUUUUGGGCAAUUUUGUGUUGUCCCAUUGUUGUUGCAAAUCUUCCUUGCGAAGGCUGAUUCGGCGGCGAAGGGUUCUGAGGGCGGACCUGCUGAGACUGGUGAGGCAGCAUCCAAGGCUGCUGGACCUUCUGAUCCUGUCAUGAGUCCAACUGAUGUCCUUGAUGAUUGCCACCACAAUGAAUGGAACAAGCGGUUACAAGAACGGCAGGUGCCCACCACUACCACCACCAGGGCCAUCUCCACCAUGUCCACCGCCGGUCGCGCCGGUGGCGCCGGCGUAAAGAGAUCAGAUGCAUUUCGGUCUUCGCUGCUCCAUUUCGAAAUCGAGGCUUUUGUGCGUAUCGGGGGGACUGCGAUGGCACACAUUCAGUGUUUGAUGGGCGGCGUGACAGACCGGACAGGCAUUUUGCCGAAGCCUUCGGCCGACAUGGCCAUGGCUCGAUGGCCUGAGGCUUGUGUCAGGAAGAGAACUGGGCGCAAAGUGCGCUGCAGUGGUCUUCUGAAAGGACUCCAUCGGCUUUUGAGACGUUUGGAUCAGAAACUUCGGCAUCGAGUCCUGUCGCAGAGAUUCACCGAAGCCCAGCGGCAAACGUUCGAGCGAUGGAUGUUAUCCCGCCCAGACUCCCAUCCGCGUGACCGUGACCGACGUGUCAAGGUGACCCAGGUGACCAAAAUCCGGGCGCGAAAAGCACAGAAGGUCUCGUUGGCGGCUGCCUUCCGGCGCAAAGCAGGACUUGCGCAUUUGCAUGGACUGGUGGUGCAUCCUCGAUUGAAGUCGGCUGCGGUGCGCUACUCUGCCGAGGUUACCAUUGACCGUUUGAGGCUCUUGACCAAGGAGCACCACUGCCUGGAGGUGGUUCAGGGUUUCCGUUCGGCGCUGGUUGACAUGAAGAAGCGCAUGGAGGGUGUGGGCCAAGCUGCUUUUGAAGCGAGAUUCCGAGAAGUGCUUGCAGCCUGUUUGGCAGAACACCAGCUACAGCCUCGCGCGAUGGGUCUCCGAUUCUGCGUGCUCUUGGGAUCACUGUGGCUCCCCAGGCCGCUGGCAACGCCUCCGUUUCUGGCUGAGGGCCAGGCCUUGGACGCAGGGCUUUGCGCUUGGCGCCGCCUUGGAGAGGCCCGUGGCCGAGUGCUGCGGCGUGGCUCGGUGCUGCAGGUUCAGAGUCCCGACGAGAUUGCUGCCACCUGGUCGCGCGUGCGUUGCGCCUACUUGGACGCUGUGGCAGCAAGCAGUGCUGGCAACAAACGAAAGGCCAUUGAGGCCGCAGCGCGAUUGCAAGUCUUGGAGGCAGCGCAAGCAGGCCAACGAGAAAGGCAGCUGGAACGCUGGAAUCGUCGACGAAUGGCGCAAGAAGAGGCCACGCAACGUCGCAAUCCACGAGCUGGUGCCAAUGAGAUCUUGAAGCGUGUGGAUCAGCUUUUGCAGAUGUGGUCCAGGCAUUCAAUACCAGAAAUGUGAUUUUCAAUGAGAACUAUGCAGGAAGGAGAAGAAAA